AUGCCAGUGCCAGCGUUGCCCCUCGAACUCGAGAAAGAAAUUAUUAUUCUCGCUAUUGAUUGCAUACAGCAAGCUUACUCCCUUCUGUUUGUUUCACAGUGGAUACAUUAUUGUGAUUUCACUCGAGGGGCUGUGCAAUCACUGUGCAUUGAGGGCGAUGUACUUCUGAGCACAGCUGCAGAUAUCCUUUCGCUGUGCAGUGGUACCACCAAUCUUGCAUUAUGGAUUGCACCAUCAGACUUCAAUGAAACAACAAAUCCUCUGCUGCGGCCCUUGAAUGACCUCCCCCUAACAUCAUUAUUGCUUAGUAUAUCCUUGAUUUUCCAUUACACCCAAUUUGUCUCUCUUUCCACUUUCAAGGCCUUCAGUACAGUGACAUGUCUUGAAAUUCUCAAUGCUUGGGUGCUAUGGAACUCCACAAGGACUAAGCCAGAAUUAGUGGCUUCCGUUCUCACUUUGUCACACCUUCAAGUAGUUGUGUUUCGCAUCUCCGAAGAUAUUGAGGCAGUCCAAACAUUUUUGGAGUCUAAUUCCCUCAGCGACUCUCACAUCGUGCUGGCAUCUCAAAUUCCCACUGCCUGGGGUGAAUUUGGAGGUGAUGACAUGUCUCUCUGGAAGGGUGCUGAUCAAGACUGGGGACAGGGCAAGAAAUGGGCUCGAGGCAUGAGUUUAGGGCUGCUGCUGCAGUGGAUUCAUGUAUCAAGGCUGAAAGCAGCCCAGGAGCGAUCAUCUGCUCUUGCAUUUUACAUUUUGCAAGCUUCACGGGUGUGGCUGACUUACGGUAUGAAACUGGUGAUGGUGCCUGCACCUGCACCGUCUUUUGGAUGGAGCCAUAGUGGAAUGCGAGUCACUGCCCAGCUGACGGGAUAUAUCGGCAAAUUGGAAUGGAGUUACGCUGGAAUGAUCGAGAUUAACAUAGUGAGCCUGAGGAUCGUUGGGGAUGGGGUAUCCUGCAGCGGAUGGUUGAUGAGACAAGUAUGCCAUGCUGGAUGGUUGCCUAGUGAGGUGACUGUGGUCCUCUUGAGGGUGUUGAGCAUUGAGGGCAGGGGAUGCAUUGUGAUGUUCGAUCAUGGUUGGAAACCCAACACAGCCAAACCGGCGAGACAGCCAGCGAUACCACUUACGACUACAGUAGUGUUGACGGAGCCUGAAGAGCUAGCAGUUGAAGGAGUUGCAGAUGCAAUGGUUCCGGUACUGAUCACGAUUUUAGUUUGUGAUGUGGUUGAACGUGGACGUAGAGUGCGGAGUGACUGCCACUACGGGGGCAAGACACUGACCAUGGACAACACAGUUUGUGGGACUGGAGUUGAGGAGGUGGACGAGGUGGUAGUGCUGGAGGUGGUGGGCAUGUUCUCUCCUGCCAUCCUUGCCAUCAGCCUACAUACGUUUGGCGGACUUUGGGGGGGGGGAGUCUGUACAGACCUUACACAGCCCAGCUAUAUCCUUCAUGUCCUCCUGCCAAUGUAUAGGGCAUGCGAUCUCGGCUUUUCCGCCACCACAAGUUCUGACCACCGCUACAAAGGCGACCGGAAUGCUCUCUGGUUGAGUUUACAUGUUUUCCUAGAGUUCGUGCUGGUGCUUAUCUCAAGCCAGCACCGUUCAAUGAGUUUCAAAGCCAUUCUCCGGCAAGACAGUGAGUACUUUGAUAAUGACAAGAACAAUACUGGCGCUCUGACAUCAAGCUUGAGCAAAGCCCCCCCAAAGAUCAAUGGUCUCGCUGGCGUAACUCUGGGAGUGAUUGUCCAAUCUAUCACAACUAUACUUGCUGGUAUGAUCAUUGUCCUUGUAUAUGCUUGGAAGCCGGCUCUUGUCGGCAUGGCAUGCAUCCCUGUUCUGGUGUCCACUGGCUUUAAAUGUUUGUCGUUGUUCUGA
Suillus bovinus is the source of this 1872-nucleotide messenger RNA. RefSeq names its product ABC transporter transmembrane region-domain-containing protein. The record is from RefSeq and is a predicted model, not a curated record. The transcript has 16 exons. The coding region runs from base 1 to 1872 and encodes 623 amino acids. Gene Ontology annotation, molecular function: ATP binding; ABC-type transporter activity. Gene Ontology annotation, cellular component: membrane. NCBI's taxonomy places the organism in Eukaryota, Fungi, Basidiomycota, Agaricomycetes, Boletales, Suillaceae. Gene Ontology annotation, biological process: transmembrane transport.